Aspergillus nidulans FGSC A4 is the source of this 1557-nucleotide messenger RNA. RefSeq names its product BCS1 and AAA domain-containing protein. The record is from RefSeq and is a predicted model, not a curated record. Lineage: Eukaryota; Fungi; Ascomycota; Eurotiomycetes; Eurotiales; Aspergillaceae. The coding region runs from base 1 to 1557 and encodes 518 amino acids. Gene Ontology annotation, cellular component: mitochondrial inner membrane. The transcript is spliced from 2 exons. Gene Ontology annotation, molecular function: ATP hydrolysis activity; ATP binding.
AUGGAGCAUAUACACAAUGUUUUUGGUCUAGAUACCUUCUUUAUAAUCAACAUCGGCAUCGCACUCGCCGGUCUGGCGACAUGGCUUCGCUCCGUCUGGAACCUGGUCAACCGAUACGCCGACACAUGCAUAGCGACAGUGUACAUUAACGAACAUGACCCUCUUUACAACGAUGUAAUCCAAUGGAUGAACGAUCAUAUCUUCAAAGAUCGCAACUUCUGCUGCGUUCUUGCAGUCACCGAUAAUCAUCAUCGCCCUGGAAAACGUCAGGGCCUGAUCUCAGCCAUCGCAGGCCCAAUGAACCCCGCCGACGCCAGCCCGCCGCAAGUACUCGGGAAAAGCACUUUCGAACUCAAGCCGUUUAACGGUUCCCGUAUAUUCACCUUCAGAGGGAGAUGGGUGCUAUUCAGCCACUCGGCGCCGAGUCGGACAAUCACCACUUUGCAGGAUGGAGCCGAGGAACGCAUACACCUCAAGCUGCAGACACUGAGCCUCUCUCUUGAUCCGCUCCGCGCUCUGAUAGAGGAGGCGAAUGCGUACAGCAAGAAACUCGCCAAGUCGCAGAUUAGCGUCUACCGCGCGAUGUCUAAUGUGCGGGAUCUUGUCCGGUGGAACAGGAUCACUACCAGACCUUCCCGAGCGAUUUCGACCGUGAUCUUGGACAGUUGCAAGAAGAAGGCAGUACUGGACGAUAUGCGCGAGUAUUUACGUGAAGAUACUCGCCAGUGGUACGCAAACCAUGGUAUCCCUUACCGUCGGGGUUAUCUGUUUUCAGGACCGCCAGGAACGGGGAAGACGAGUCUGUCUUCUGCACUUGCCGGCGUUUUUGGACUCGAUAUCUAUGUUCUUAGUCUCCUGGAUCCAAACAUUUCCGAGUCGCAUUUCCUACGUCUGUUCUCUGAGGUCCCGACGCAGUGUGUAGUGCUCCUAGAGGACAUCGACGCAGCCGGCAUGACCCUAAAGAGGGCAAAUGAGGAACCAGUCACAGCAGAUACAACGGCAUCUUUUGACGUUAUGAAGAAGCGGGCGAGACCAGGCGCUCCAGUCCCUACAUCCCCGCCUACACCGAUCUCGCUCUCGGCUCUGUUAAACGCCAUUGAUGGCGUGUCCUCGCAAGAAGGUCGCAUUCUCAUCAUGACGACCAAUGCACCCCAGGAUCUUGAUCCCGCGUUGAUCCGCCCUGGACGCGUCGAUAUGCAUAUCCGUUUCGAGCUACCGUCACGCGUGGAGUUCCGGGAGCUCUUCCGUAGCAUGUUUAGCGAUGCGCCUUCUGGUCCUGACAGCGAGGUGAAGGGCGAGUCGGAUAUAGGCUCGGAUGCACUAAAGCUAGAGGAAACGAAAAAGAAAAAUAUCGAUAUGAUAGACUUGGAUAGACUUGCGCAAGAGUUUGCCGAGGCUUUACCUGAAGGUCGGUUCAGUCUUGCAGAGGUACAGGGCUUCCUCCUGCAAUAUAAGAGGCAGCCAGAAGCGGCUUGCGCCCGUGCUGCGGAGUGGGCAACCGACAAUAAACCACGCCAGUAUCUCCCCUGCCCCCCAGCUGGCCCAGGAGACGUCUAG